This is a messenger RNA of Lasiosphaeria miniovina, 1992 nucleotides long. Its product is annotated as kinase-like domain-containing protein. Lineage: Eukaryota; Fungi; Ascomycota; Sordariomycetes; Sordariales; Lasiosphaeriaceae. Gene Ontology annotation, cellular component: cytoplasm. The transcript has 7 exons. The record is from RefSeq and is a predicted model, not a curated record. Gene Ontology annotation, biological process: protein phosphorylation; intracellular signal transduction. Gene Ontology annotation, molecular function: protein serine/threonine kinase activity; ATP binding. Bases 1 to 1992 code for a protein of 663 amino acids.
AUGAGCAUAGGCUCUGGUCUGGGCUCGGCCAUGGGCUUGCCCUCGCCCGGCAUAUCAAUUGAAUUCCACGACGGGGACGGUGAUGCGGGCUUACCCUCCGCGCUUGACCACCCGAACUCUGCGCCCGCCCACAUCCAGCAGUUCAAGAGCCCGAUGCGACACCAUAGGAGGACGCCAUCUGCGCAUCGCGAAGUAAAGGAAACUCUCAAUGCGCGGUCCGAGUACAUGAGCGACGACUUGGAUGGCCAGUAUCACCAUUGUAUCAACCAGUACAUCCUCAAGGACGAGAUUGGCCGCGGCUCAUACGGCGCCGUCUACCUGGCCACGGACCAGUUUGGCAAUGAAUUCGCCGUCAAAGCCUUCUCCAAAUCGAGGCUGCGGAAGCGCGCGCAGUCCAACAUCCUCCGUCGGGGCCCUAGGGGCCUUGGUGGCUUCCCUCCCCGCGUAGGCUUCGGUGCUCCCGAUGCCGCCAACACGCGCUUCUCAGACCAAAAGGCGCGCGAAUCCCAGGACGCCCUCUUCCUCAUCCGCGAGGAGAUCGCCAUCAUGAAGAAACUCAACCACCCCAAUCUCGUGCAGCUCAUCGAGGUCCUCGACGACCCCGAAGAGGACUCUCUAUUCAUGGUGCUAGAGAUGUGUAAGAAAGGCGUCGUCAUGAAGAUAGGGCUCGGCGAGCCGUCAAAGCCCUAUCCCGAGGAGGAAUGCCGCUGCUGGUUCCGGGAUCUGAUCCUGGGCAUCGAGUAUCUUCAUUCCCAAGGCGUCGUGCAUCGCGACAUCAAGCCGGAUAACCUCCUUCUCACCGGGGAUGACGUUCUCAAGAUUGUCGACUUUGGCGUGUCUGAGAUCUUUGAAAAGACUGACGAGAUGCGGACCGCCAAGCCGGCCGGCUCCCCGGCUUUCCUCCCCCCCGAGCUGUGCGUCGCCAAACACGGGGAUGUCUCUGGCAAAGCAGCCGACAUCUGGUCCAUGGGAGUCUCGCUCUAUUGCCUGCGCUAUGGCAGGCUCCCAUUUGAAAGAGACAAUGUGCUCGAAAUGUAUGAGGCGAUCAAGACCGAGACGCCACAGUUACCUCCCGACGAAAACGCCGAUUUUGUAGACCUGAUGGGGAGGCUAAUGGAGAAAGACCCAGAGAAGAGAAUAACGAUGGCCGAGCUCAGGGAACACCCUUGGGUGACAAAAGGGGGCGAGGAUCCUUUGCUCAGUGCCGAAGAGAACUGCUCUGACCCUGUUGAUCUUCCCAACGCGCUCGAAGUUAACCACGCCUUUACACGGAGGAUGAGCCACCUCCUCUGCGUGGUGAAAGCGAUAAGGAAAUUCAAGAGCCUUCUGGGUCCCAAGGGUGAUGGGGUACCGCCCCAGGAACUACCGUCUUCGACUGAACCGGAGAAGGAUACGACACGGCAACCAGAUGCUGUGAGUGGCGAAAAGGAAGAACAGCCAUUGUUGGAGGGAGGAGAUUCCACGGUCGACCACGCGAAACGUGUCUUGAUGGAGCGCGAGAACUUCCUCAAGCUCAAAGGCAACACGCGCGGAAAUGCCAGCUCGAGGGGGCGACAGGCGAUGCACGACCUGACCAUAACGACAGACAGCGUAGAUACCCUGCUGCUCGGCAUUGGGACGGGCGGUAUGGACGAUUUCUCGCGCGAGGCACCUGAGGCCGACAUCAUCUCGGACUCGCCCACCGUUGUCGACUUUAACAUUUACGACCAAGCCUUCGAGGCCGAAGUUGACCGCAUCAAGAGGUCCUCGAGCCUUCGCAGGGGCGGCGGGGACAACAGCCGCAAGGGAACGGGCACGCUCUACCACACCAAACUUAACGAGAGGAGCCACUACAGGACAGACGACGAGAACCUGACUUGGGCAGCCCCAACCGCGGGAGGCUCCAAAAGCGAGGCGGUUCCUCCCAAACGAAGUGGCUUCAAGUUUGCACAGCUGGUAGCACAGGCCGUCCAAGACGCAAAGGACGGCAAGGAAAAGGCUGCAGCCCAGUGA